AUGCAGCAAUUGCAAGAGACGUCGUCAGAUCUGCAGGUCAGCGAAGAAGAAAAAUUCCCCUGCAUGAUCCCUAGGCCUAAUCAGUAUGGUAGACCCCGUCGUCGAAAGAGUUACCCACCCAGGCGGAGUCAUGUCGCAGAAGUCUCACGAUCUAGCCCUCGAAAUGCAGAAAACAGGGAUGUUUGGACCAGCGCGAAUGUUUGUCCGACUCCUAUAUCCCCAUACCAAGGCACCCAGAGCGAUCAUUCAGCCACUAUUCCAACUCCUGAAACGCUAGCCUAUGUGGGUGACCAGUCCUUUAUGGAUCCCUUGGAUGCCCAUAAUGAGUAUCCAGUCCCACAAUUAGAAGGGACUGCUCGCGCUCGUUUCUCAAGAGAGCUAGUGAAAGCGAUGGAGGCGACCACUUUACCACCAAGGGUGAAGGUAGAAGCGCUUGCCGAUACCUACUUUCAGCACCUAUAUCAGCGUGCCCCAGUCAUUGAUCGGAGUGAUCUCUUCCGAGAACAGCCUUCUAAGUUAAUUUGUCAAACGCUUUGUCUGAUAGGAUCUUGUCUGCGACAUCCUGGGAUACAGUCACUUCUUGAAGAGAGCGACGAGUACUACUGCAAAGCCAAGGCGCUUCUGUUUGCAAAUUACGAAGUCGAUCACCACCAAGUUCUGAAGGCUUUAUGUCUUCUCUCUUUUCGAAACAUAACUCCUCCGAGAGUUCUGAGUUUGGAAAGCGCAUAUCAAUGGUUGGGGAUGGCAACGCGUCUGGCUUACCAGAUGGGACUCCAUCGUGAGUCAACCUAUUCGAACUUGGAAAAUCCUGGCAGUGCACGCCGGAUAAUAUGGACACUAUGUAUACAAGACAAGCUUCAGAGCGCUUGCUUUGGACGUCCCUCGAUCAUUGUAGGCCCAGAGUUUGAUGUUCAGCCGGUGCAACUUUCAGACUUUGAAGAUCAAAACAUCCAAGCCAAAUUGUUCAUCCAGUAUAUGAAUCUCAACAUGAUCCUGGGCACUAUAGUGGACUGUCACGCACAAAAAGGUACACACUGUCUGGAGAAGGCAACAAAUAUUCUUCAAUCCUUACAGCACUGGAUCAACAAUUUACCGGAUGAAUUGCGCCUCUACCAUGACACUGAACGCCGUCUCUUCCGACGCGAUGUUCACGAACUACACAUCAACUACUUUGUCUGCAUAGUUGUCUUCUGUCGCCUGUUCGGACAAACCUUAGCACGAUCAGUAUCAUCCACUGUAUCAUUAGUUGCAUCAUCCUGUAUAGCGCGGAUAUACGAAGAAAUGCAUCCCCGGGACGAGAUUAACUACUUGAUGCCGAUCAACAAUUGGUUUUUGAUGGUGGGAUGUGCCCCACAGAUUCAACAAAGAAAAAAUAAUCCGGAAGAUGAGCUCUGCACCGAAGAGUUACAUAUUUUGAUGACUGCGCUGCGAUACAUGGGUCUGAAAUGGCCUCCUGCCAAGACCUUAUUGGGGAUAAUUGAGCGCUUGUCUACAGUUGACUCAAUGAAGCCCAAGGAACCCAGUCAGAGUAUCUGUUCUCGGCGGGAAGAUGAUGAGAUCAGUGAGUCACGGCCGUUUUGCCAGAACUCAGCUAUUAUCAGAGAUUUGUUUCCAUUUCCGCAGUCUCUUAGUCCGCGCAUGGGGCUGAUUGACGAGAUUUUCGAGAAUUUCGAGGACAGAUUUGCGUUUGAACAUAUCCCUGAUUUAGGAGAUGAGCUGAACUGGAUCUUUGAUCAGUAUCAGCAUGGGUUUGUGGAGGCCUCUCUUGUUUGA
Molecule: messenger RNA, 1773 nt
Organism: Penicillium nucicola
Lineage: Eukaryota; Fungi; Ascomycota; Eurotiomycetes; Eurotiales; Aspergillaceae
Product: fungal specific transcription factor domain-containing protein
Exons: 3
Coding region: 1-1773 (590 amino acids)
Biological process (GO): DNA-templated transcription
Molecular function (GO): zinc ion binding; DNA binding
Source: RefSeq, a predicted model, not a curated record